CAAUGUUAUCUUGUGGUUGUGAACGGUCUUAUUCCUCUUAUUAUUGGUAUUAUUUAUUGCAGCAUUAAGCUUUCUCAUCAUGGUGGACCAGCUGACCCUCACAAAGGAGAAUACAGAGCGCAUCCUGGAGGUGGAGGCCCUCUUUGGCGUUUCGGGGAAGCCCCUGGCCAAGCCGGGCCGGGUCCUGGUGGGGGAGGGGCAGCUGCUGAAGCUUUGCAGGCGUAGCCCACAGCUGAAGGUCUUCUUCCUCUUCGACGACAUCCUGGUGUACGGCAGUGUGGUGCUGUUGGGCCGCUGGUACGCCAACCAGCAGGUGGUGCCGCUGGAGGAACUGGCGCUGGAGGACACGGCGGACGGACCAGGCAUGAGGAACUGCUGGCUCGUCCGCACGCCGCGCAAGUCCUUCUACGUGUCGGCCACCUCGGCCCAGGAGAAGCGGGCCUGGAUGGAGCACAUCUGGGAGUGCCGGGCCAAACGUCUGGAGCUUGUGGGCCGCCCUCCCAGGGCCGGCUUCGCCGCCGUCUGGGUCCCGCUCCGGACCGUCGCCGUCUGCAUGCGCUGCCGCGGCCGGUUCGGCAUGGCGCAGCGGCGCCACCACUGCCGACAGUGCGGCUUUGUGGUUUGCGGGCCCUGCUCCAGGGGGAGGGCCAUCAUCCUCAACAUAUCGUCCAGGCCCGUCCGGGUCUGCCUGCCCUGCUACUACAGCCUGCAGGGCCAGGCCGCACAGAUGGCCCGGAACCAGGGGCUCGGCGCCGGGGGGAGCGGGUCCGAUGAGGACGAGGCGGCCAUGCCGGUGCACGAGGCGUCCAGCGACGAGGAGCGUGAAGACGAGUGCGAGGAAGACCCCAUUCCUAGCCAGUGGGUCAGUUAUGCCCGAAGACUCAGCAGUACCUGUGAAGGACAGUGA
Molecule: messenger RNA, 907 nt
Organism: Megalops cyprinoides (Indo-Pacific tarpon)
Lineage: Eukaryota; Metazoa; Chordata; Actinopteri; Elopiformes; Megalopidae
Product: pleckstrin homology domain-containing family F member 2-like
Exons: 1
Coding region: 80-907 (275 amino acids)
Molecular function (GO): phosphatidylinositol binding; metal ion binding
Source: RefSeq, a predicted model, not a curated record